AUGAAUGGCACAAAAGAUGUGGCACCCACGUGUGUGGUAGCACGCGAUAAGCUGGCGCAUGACGUGUAUCAGUCUGUGCUACGCACACGCCGCUGCGACUGGAUCGAGCUGAUGAACUGCGCACCGAUGGCGAGUCAGUAUCAUUUGAGUGCAUACAGUGUAUUGAAAUUUGGACUUUCUGGUGCACCGUAUGCGUACCUUCCAUUGUCGCUACAGCAGCCGGACCUGACUGAAUCCAUCCUCUCGCGCCAGCAAAAGAACGAAGUCCAUUCAUGGCGGCUCAUGCCGCAUCUAAAUGCUCGCGUACCGAUCCCUGACUCGCACAAUGCUAUCCAAAUGGUUGAGAAACACACAGACGGGGCACAUGAACGAAUUGCACUGGACUUGGAAGUGGCUAUGGUUGACAAGUCACAAGACCGCCACAUGUCUGACACACACGACACGGCGCGUGUCGUCAAGACGAGCAACUCUCACCCGAUCAGGUAUGUAUCUGCCGGUGUCGUACAGCUCACUAUUUCUAGUUUAAGCCCCAUUAUCCCCGUCCAACUUCUCCCAAACAUUUCUGCACGUGUGCUGGGACAUUUGCCACCGGGCCUCAGGCUGAUUCACACUCGCGACGAGCUCGUAGACCUUGCACAUAUCUCGCUCACUGAUACUGUGCCCCGCUCGAGCCUCGGAAUGCACCUCCAAAACAGCUUACAAGAUGCGGACGCGUAUGCCCUUGGGCAGAUUCGGGGCGAGCAUUUGAUCCGCAUGCCUGAAAGCGUGCCGCUUGAGCACAUGCUGUCCGACAAUGGUACGCCAUUGGAUUCAUAUGCAUCGUCGGCACCAAAAACCGAAGCUCCUGUCCUAGGCAACUUGCUACUGUCGUCAUGCCCUGGCAAAAAGGUCCGGCUAGACGAACCAGCGCAAGGUCGCAGCCCUAUAUGUCGUGACCUGAAGAUUGAUCUGGAUCGCAUCAAGCAAAUGGGCGUGCGUGCCAUCGUAUGCUGUCUCGACGACGACGAACUUAAUCUCUUGGGGGCACCUUGUCGUGAGUACAGCGAUGAAGCCCAGUCUCACGGGUUGGACUUGAUUCGUUUGCCGAUUGCCGAAGGCUUUGCGCCCAUACAUAUGGUCCGAUUUGACAUGUUCAUGUCCAUGCUCAUUCUUAACUAUACACUGCGUGGCUCGUCAAUUCUUGUGCAUUGCCGUGGAGGCGUUGGUCGCGCAGGACUGGUCGCUUGCAUUUGGCUGCUGAAAAUGAACUUGAUUGCCGCCGAUCCCGAAGCAGGCCCACGGCUGUGUCCCACGGCCGAUGAAUCUUGCUACGUGCGAAGCACAGUACUUCGCCUCAUCGACAUUGUGCGUAAACGACGCAGCGUUCGCGCCAUUGAAACGGCUGAGCAGGUGCGUUUCCUUAUGGAGUAUGUCCGCUUUGUGUUUUCGCAAGAACGCGCCCAUCACUGCUUGCAGACAUGCGCUGCUACACACUCGUCUUAA
This is a messenger RNA of Malassezia globosa CBS 7966, 1482 nucleotides long. RefSeq lists its product as uncharacterized. The coding region runs from base 1 to 1482 and encodes 493 amino acids. The transcript has a single exon. Gene Ontology annotation, cellular component: cytoplasm. NCBI's taxonomy places the organism in Eukaryota, Fungi, Basidiomycota, Malasseziomycetes, Malasseziales, Malasseziaceae. The record is from RefSeq and is a predicted model, not a curated record. Gene Ontology annotation, molecular function: protein tyrosine phosphatase activity. Gene Ontology annotation, biological process: dephosphorylation.